Molecule: messenger RNA, 333 nt
Organism: Cylicostephanus goldi
Lineage: Eukaryota; Metazoa; Nematoda; Chromadorea; Rhabditida; Strongylidae
Source: the annotation of a GenBank genome assembly
AUGUGUAACUUCUUCAAAGCUGCAAUUUCGCAGCCGAUAUACUUCCCACCGGAAGCCGGUCUUCCUCUUGGUGGUGAAAAUGGGAAAGAUUAUGUCAAGGUGGAGAUUCACUACAACAAUCCCGGCCUAAUAGCAGGCGUGUAUGACAAUUCUGGCUUUGAGAUUGUUGUCACUACAGACCUCAGACAGUUUGACGCGGGCAUAAUGGAGAUUGGUCUCAUUUACUCCGAUGCAAACUCUAUUCCUCCGGGUCAAAGUGCAUUUCCACUGACAGGACAUUGUGUUGCGGAUUGCACAAGCAAGGUGAGCGCAUUCUUGUUCACUAAGGAAUAA